AUGGAGUCGCGUAAUAACGAAUCAUCCUGCCCAUCUCCUUGCGUUCCACCACCAACCUCCGCCCCAGAAGGAGAUCUCUGGACUUUCACUUUCCCAUCCGCGGCAGAACUUGGAACUACCCCCGCUUUCCCCUCCGGUUCCGCCACCCCGACAACACCUACCGCGUCGGUCAGUACCGAGAAUCCCGACGAGAUCCAGCACUUGACGUUGGCUUCUGCACCUUCGACAUCUACGGUGUCUCAACCGUCUACGUCAUCCGAUAUUUCGUCCGCCCACGUUCGUCCUUCUACGGACUCAUUCUCUACAUUUCGCGAAUCCACACUAUCGUCUCCUCCAUCCCGGUCAGCAGCAGCUUCCCACGCGACCGAGGCCCCUUCUCCAGCUAAACGCGCUCGUACUACGGCAGCUACAUGUGAAGGAAUACAACCUCACCCGGCAUAUCCACCUCGCUGGGAACGUACUCCUGACAACUUCCGUAGUCCUUUCGCUGCGCUCCACCCAUGGGGCCGAUACGUGGAAGAGCGACGACGUCUGCCCCAGCUACAGGACAACCAGGUCACAAGCGUUCUACCACUCCAUGCUUAUCGUCACAUCCCGUGCAACGGAUACUUUGCCAGCCGCUUCGUCCGCUCUCUGUUCCCACGCCGUUUCGCUGGGACACCCUCCCCUCAGAAUCCUAUUCCUGUCAUGGAGCUCAUGAAGCUGCAAAACAUCAUAAGUUUCCGGCAGCACGCCGCUCAGCUUACAACGGAGUUACUUGAUGACAGCUAUCGUGACGAUACGGAAGAUAUCCGACGUAUACCCUGGACCACCCCCGGAGCCCCAAUCGCUUCUUGCCUGGUACCUCCUUCCGACAACAACCAGCACCCUGUUCUGUAUCAAGUCGUGGCCCGAGGAUAUGGCCAAGGCGUGAUCCUGGAAGCGAAAGAUUUCUUCAUACCGGGGCCCGAUCUCCGCGAAUUACACUGCGUACCACUGGUUCAGGAUUCCGUGAACCUCCGUUCCGGCACCCGUGGCUUCGACACGACGCAGGUUUCGGUCAAAGAUCUCGUCUGGGUUUAUUCGUUACGACCCACCCAGGCCACUAUCCGCAGCCAAGACCGAGCACGCGUCUUGAAACGGGCG
Molecule: messenger RNA, 1125 nt
Organism: Cooperia oncophora
Lineage: Eukaryota; Metazoa; Nematoda; Chromadorea; Rhabditida; Trichostrongylidae
Source: the annotation of a GenBank genome assembly